This is a messenger RNA of Raphanus sativus (radish), 1341 nucleotides long. RefSeq lists its product as uncharacterized. The transcript has a single exon. The record is from RefSeq and is a predicted model, not a curated record. Lineage: Eukaryota; Viridiplantae; Streptophyta; Magnoliopsida; Brassicales; Brassicaceae. Bases 122 to 1147 code for a protein of 341 amino acids.
AACAUUUCAUCAAGUUUCUUCUUCCAAAACCCAAAGUCCAAGUUUUCGACAGAAGACUGAAGAGAACCUCCUAGUCUUUCCUUUUUGGUUUUAUCCCUCACGGCCGUUACAGUACAGAAACAUGUCCCGACUAUGGAAAAAACCAAAAUCUGGUCGGCUCUCGAGAUUGAUGUCGGAGUUUCAACAAUCUCCUAAACGCGGUGGGUCUUUAGUCGUCGAAACUGGCUUCCCAGCUUCUCUACUCGAUCUCUUCUUCAAAAAUCGCGAUCGCUUAAAAAAAUCAUCCUCUAAAACUAAACGCAUCCAACGCCAGAUUCAGACCGCUCCAAACGCGUCUUUGCCAAUUAAUCCAGACGUGAGUCUACAAAAGCCCGUUCGGAGUAAGAUCGAAAACGUUAAUCUCGUCGACGGAGGAUUAACGGCAGAGAAGGAUAAACCCACAAGUGACAGAAACGGUUGCGUUUGCAGCGGUGGAAACGUUGCGUUCAUGUUGAUGGCGUUUAAGGUACUUAUAGUAGUCGUUCUCACCUUGAACACGAAGAAGAGGGUCACCAUUGGAAUCACUCUCUCCGCCUUCGCGCUUCUCUUAACAGAGCUCGUGGCGGCGCGUGUUGUUACUCGUUUCAAGCUCUGCAACGCCGACACACCUAGACAAAAGCCACUCUCCUCCACACACGUCGAAAACGUGAUUUUAUUCGAUAAGGUUGAAACUUCUGAUGAUUCUAAGGAUGAACCAGAGCAUGUAGCUGUAACACAGAACUCGAAAGAUUUAAGUAUUCGUGAGCUGUUGUUAAAGGAUGAGAAGUCGACAAGUAAAAGUUCGAAACUCAAAUCGAAGAUCAUGAAGAAGUUGAGGAGUUACAGUAAGAAAAAGAAGAAAACGACUCUGAUCAAAGAAGAAGAGACUUUGAGUGAUGUCUCAAGAUUGGUUUCAGAGAAUAAAUCAGAUAUAAACGAGUCUGAGAGAGACAAAGAGAAGUCGACUCCACCGUUGAUAGAAUCAAAUGGAGAUAGCAUGAAUCGCAGUGUUGUGAUCGUGAUUGUUCUUAUUGGUCUGUUAAGUGGAAAGAUUGUAGCUAUCGGUCUGACACUAUCCUGUCUGUAUCUCAGAUCAGGAGCAGCCAAAAAAUAUGGUCGUUGCAUAUAAUUCUUUUUUUCUUACAAAACUUAGGUGAAUAUGUGUGGUGAUGGUCAUUGGUCAGUGGUGGUUAACGUUAGUUUUUAUUAAUUACUAGAUAUGAGCGGUUUUUUUUAGUUAAGUUAAUAUAUGUAUUUUAUAAUCAUGAUCUAUAGAUAAGUUGCUAUCAAAUUUAUACUUAGAUUAUAUAAACAAUUUAUACA